Messenger RNA from Frankliniella occidentalis (western flower thrips), 2439 nucleotides. Its product is annotated as ABC transporter F family member 4. Bases 113 to 964 code for a protein of 283 amino acids. NCBI's taxonomy places the organism in Eukaryota, Metazoa, Arthropoda, Insecta, Thysanoptera, Thripidae. The transcript is spliced from 5 exons. The record is from RefSeq and is a predicted model, not a curated record.
GACCCACGCCAACCGCCAUCUUGAGCGCCGCAUAAACAUUGAAGCCCGGCUACAAGCUAUCGAGCCGUUAUUAAACGAUUUUGUGUUUGUAUACACGAGAGUAGCUUAAACCAUGGCUGAUACUAAGGAAAAAGUUGUUGCAGAUUCCGCAGUAGAAAAUUCAAAAGAGGAAGAUCCUAAAGCUGAUCCAGAGGUUGAAGAAAUGAAUGAGAAACCUAAGCGAGGUCGCCCCUCACGAGGGAAGAAGUCCAAUAUAGCUAAGGUUCAAGAAGAGGCUGAAAGUAUUACCAGAGGGCUUCCUGGAACAGAAGUGGAAGGACGUAGAAUGACCCGUUCCUCAGUCCGAGGUGCCACAACACCUGUGACACCUUCUCCUCCCCCCAAGAGGGAAAGAAAGAGUGCUGGCGCCAGUGGUGGCGGAGGUAGAGGUGGUAAAAGAGGGAGACAACGAAAAAUAGCAAAGGAAGAGGAAGAAGAGGAGGAGGAGGAGGAGUUGGAAGAAGGUGAAAAGAAGGCAAAGACACCUAAGAAAUCAGAGGAAAACGGUGAUGAUAAUCAUGAAGAGGAAAACUCAUCUAAAUCUGACAAAGCAGAUGAAAAGAAGGCAGAGGAGGAAAAGAUGGAUGUAGAUGAUGCAAAGGAUGAAGAGGUCAAGGAAGAUGCAUCCAAACCUGACAAAGAGGAAGAGUUAAAGACAGUAGUCAACAACUCAGAGAAAGAAAUUGCCCCUGAAGCUGAUGAAAAGGAUGAUGUGUCAGCAGAGAAGACCAACGAUUCAAGUGAAGUUAAUAAUGUUGAUUCUAAGGUGGAUGGCGAAAAAACACCAAUUGAGAAGUCAGUAAAUGAGAACUUAAUUGCUGAAAAAACUGAUGGAACUGAGAGCAGUGAGAAAAGUGAAGAGGCUGCACCAGCCAAAGGUGUUGCCCAAGAACCAGAAAAUAUUCCUGUAUCUGUUUCACAGUAAUUCUUUUGUAGAGACAUUUAUCAUGAGUGGCCAGCUAAUCCGACUUCGGUCAGAGUGUUUUAUCAUCUCAGUCUGGUUUCGCCUCUUGAGCAUUCUAUUUUAAUUCCCAAAACCUAUAAUUGAUCACUGUAGCUAAAUGUAAAUCUGGUGGAUGUUUAAGAAUAUCUUUGUCCUGUUCUUAUUAUGAUAAUUGUGUUUGGUUCAUCAGUUGUCAGUCAAGUUUUUGCAUCACUAGUUAUUUCAGGUGGCACACCUUUAUUCAAAUUGUGUGAUGUGUCAUGAAUGGCUUUUCUCUUUGCAAUUAUAGUUUUUGUAAGUAACACCAGAUAGCCCUCUUGUAGCAUGAUAGUUAUGUGAAACUAAAUGCCUGCACAUUGUUCUGUAGUGUUUAUGUACAUAUUUACAUAUAAUCAAUACACUGUCUCUUGCUUUGCCUUCACAAGUUUUUGAAAAUGCAGUUAGUGUGCUGAAUUUCCAGUACAUUGAUAGUCACUGAUGAAUCUAACAAAAGUAUCCCACAAAGGUGUAUUUAAACAUGAGAGACCAGCAACUCUGAGUUUAGUAAAGCUCUUACAAGUUGUUGCUUCAACUUGUUAGUUUCCUUUAAGGAUUUAGAACCUGUGAUUUCUUAUCCUUUUCUUAUGUUCAGUUAUUGACUUCCUUCCACUCCUAAGAGAUGGUCCAUAACUAAGUUUACCUGUCCUGUGUUUGUUGGUAAUCUUUUUUUUGUAUCUCUUGCUUGUGUAUACAAUACACAUCCGUGUCUUAAUUUUAAUGUACUAUUGUGAUUUAUUGAGAGACUAAUUUCAAUGUUUUGGACCAUGUGGAGUUCAAAUCUUAUGAACUGGUACAGUAACUUUUUGGGAAGUACACCAUUUAGAGCAAAGCAAAAUGUGUAGUGUUCAUAAUGAUAACUCUUUUAUUUUAUGUUGAAAAACUUUAUGAACAGCACAUUGGCUUUUUUAAAAUCUUAUUUUUACUAUGUUAAACUCCAGCUAGUGACUUUUCUGAAAAAUGCUCAGAACCGAAGCGCUGUUGCUGCCUUUGGGUAAAACAUUGUUGUUUACUCUUAGGGAAGUAAAUUUUAUUGGCAUUCAAAUUUUAAUCCAUACCUGCAAAUUUAAUAGUUAUUGAUUUACCUGAUUAGUGUUGUCUAAAGCAAUGUGUGCGGCAUAAGGUUAAGCAUUGUAUAGAUUUGGAAAUUAAGAAUUUUCCAACCUAUUUGUAUCUUGGUUUUAGUCACUAAGAGUAGUGUGAGGAUGAGAGGGUGCACGAGCAAAUGGUUGUAUUGUUUGUGUGUGAAAUUUUUUUUUUUAUCCCUUCAGUGCAAAUCAUGAUUUUAUCUACUUCAGAUAAAAUUUUGAAAGACAUUGUUUAAUGAAGAAAAAACUUUGUACCUAGUUUUGAAGUCAACUCCUUUUGUAAAUAUUGAUUUAAAGUUUUAACUAAACAAAUAUACUGACUUCUAAGUCUAA